AUGCUGCUGAAUUACCAUACCCAUACCUCCUUACCCUUCCGUAAGCGGAGCCUGGCUUGGACUGUACUGUACCAUACCAUACGUCUCGCUUGCGAUCGUGUCACGUUGUUGAUUCGGAAAAGCAUUGACUGUAUUAACCUGGACUUCACCAGUGCUGUGACAAGGCUAGAACAGAAACUCGACGGGGUCGCCAGCCUCCUCGCCGCGGCGCAGCGUGACUCGGCGCGAGACUCGGCGCGAGAAGUAGGAAGAAAAGACCAGGACAGUGCCGGGUCAUGGUCGGAGCCUGCCGAGGCCGAGGCUGGGGAGCGAGCAAUUCAGUCUCCGACGCUUUGUCUGCAACGACACUUCAAGGACGACGGCGAAGCAGAAUUGAUUCUGGACGUUUUCCGAACCGACAUGGCCUUGCAUUUUCCGUUCGUCGUGAUCCCGCCCACUACGGGGCUGGACGAGCUGCGACAGAAGAGACCGUUCGUGCUCAUGAAUGCGCUCAUGGUGGCAUGUCGACAUGACAGGACACGACAGGCCGCGCUGGCAAAGACCUUCAGGGACCUCCUGAGCCAACGAGUCCUGCUCCCGCUGUCGGUGUCGGGCGAACUCGGCUUCGACCUUUUCCAAGGCCUGUUGCUUUACCUCUCGUGGUACCAUUUAAAUCUGCAAGUCGGCCCGCACCUGACCAGCCUGGUCCACCUGGCAAUGGCCAUGUUGACCGACUUGGGCUUGAACAGGCCCGGCCUGACUGCGCCGAGGAGCCUGUCGAACCGGAUAGGCCCAUAUCUGGUGGCUUAUGACCGGCCGGCUUCUGCUGCCGCCGCGGCCACGCUUGAUGAAAGAAGAGCGUUCCUCGGUUGCUUCUGCCUCACCUUCAUAGUGUCCAUGUGUGCCCGUGACAUCGUGCCUCUUCGAUACACCAAAUAUGCCGACGAGUGCUGUCACCUCAUCUCUGAGGCGGCCGAGUAUGAGACGGAUCUAUACCUCGUCCGGCUCACACAGCAAUGCCGUCUCGGCGAUCGGAUGAGUCGGACGCUCAGCCCCGACGAAUGUGAAUGGGAGUCAGGGUCGGACUUUUCCUUUUCUGCUCCCAUCGGGGCCUGUGUGAAAAUGUUCGAGGCAGAGCUGCAGCGGCUUAAAGCAUCAACUUUGCAGGAUCUUUCCGCGGGUGAGAGCGAGGGUGCCCGGUCCCAGUCCCAGGGCCAGGCCCCGUGCCCACCGACAACCACCAGUCUGUUGACGAUAUUUCACCACGGCAUGGAGAUGUUUUUGUACGAGACUGCUCUCGACGACAGCAUCCAUCCGGCGCGGUAUGGCAUGUUCCCGCUGACGCGGCUCGACAUGCUAUUUGCCUGCUUGACCGCCACCAAGUCGUGCCUGGAGGCUUUCUUGAAUCUCCCCGCGCCGGUCUGGUUCGACAUGUCGUACCUGCUGUGGGGAGUGGUCGGGCACGCAUUCGUCGUCAUGUCGAAGCUGAGUCUCUUUGUUGGUGAAGGCUGGGACCAGGACUACGCCCGCACCGUGCUGCACUUCCCUACCAUGGUUGAUACCGUCGCUGCCAAGGUGAGCGCGGCCGAGGCCGAGGCUGAGGCUGAGGCUGAGGCUGCAGCCGAACUGUCGCGGGCCUUAGGAUUCCAGGAGCACGAGGCUGGUGUGUCACGGCCCUUCCAGGAGCACAACGCUGGUGUAGAUCCAGCUGCAGCUCGAGUCGUUCUCCCACGCGCUGUGCCUAAGAUCUUUGCCUCCGUCCCUCCCAAGGCGCAACGUAUGAAGGAGGUGUAUGAGAUGAGACGGUCGCGCCAGGCCUGCGCCGACAACUCUCCUCCAAGCCUUGGCCCGCCGAAGCCCAGGACGAGGACGAGCACCGAGGAAUCUUCAUCAUCAUUUCCAGCCGCCCCUAGUGACGAGCACUUCAUUCCUGGCUUGACUGGCCUGUUUGACUUUUUGGAUGAAGACUUUUGGCAGCAGCAGUUCACUUGA
This is a messenger RNA of Capronia epimyces CBS 606.96, 1971 nucleotides long. RefSeq lists its product as uncharacterized. The record is from RefSeq and is a predicted model, not a curated record. Gene Ontology annotation, molecular function: DNA-binding transcription factor activity, RNA polymerase II-specific; transcription cis-regulatory region binding. Gene Ontology annotation, biological process: regulation of DNA-templated transcription. The transcript has 3 exons. NCBI's taxonomy places the organism in Eukaryota, Fungi, Ascomycota, Eurotiomycetes, Chaetothyriales, Herpotrichiellaceae. Gene Ontology annotation, cellular component: nucleus. Bases 1 to 1971 code for a protein of 656 amino acids.